This is a messenger RNA of Trachymyrmex cornetzi, 1678 nucleotides long. RefSeq names its product zinc finger CCCH domain-containing protein 11A. NCBI's taxonomy places the organism in Eukaryota, Metazoa, Arthropoda, Insecta, Hymenoptera, Formicidae. Bases 246 to 1652 code for a protein of 468 amino acids. The transcript has 6 exons. Gene Ontology annotation, molecular function: metal ion binding. The record is from RefSeq and is a predicted model, not a curated record.
AAGCAACGCUACGGGAUUGACGUGUGUUGACGGGGCACCGCUGCAUAUCGACAAGAUAGCCGAUAACGAUAUCGUCGAGGACUGUUGAGGACAAGGAAAGGAUCGAGCAACGCGUAUUCGAGCAGAUUUCGUGUGCGCGGUAAAGGCGAUCGAAAAAACAGGGAAAACAGAAGAGGUGAUCAAGGAGGUCAUUGCGGCCAAGUGUUAAGGAGCACGAUCACUCAUCGUUCUACAAGUUCUUACAAAUGGAGCACAAUCAUAAGAAUCUGGAUUGCUAUUUCUUCUACUACUCCACUUGUAAAAAGGGUGACUUUUGCCCGUAUAGACAUGAACCAUCGGCUCUGGGUUGUGAAACUAUGUGUACAUACUGGCAGCAGGGAAAUUGCCUUAAUGAACACUGUAAUUUCAGACAUAUGGAAUUAAAGAAAAAUCGUAAAUCAAUUCCUUGUUAUUGGGAAACACAACCUGGAGGAUGUAGAAAACCACAUUGUCCAUUUAUGCAUACGAGUCCUCGUACUAUUUCUGGUGACCCCAUCAAUCCUGUGAAGACUACGGAAGUAGCAACAAAAUCUCCGAAUCAAGAGUGGCUGAAUCGUCAAGAUGAUCCAAAGUAUGACGGCAGCAGUACUACUGAAUCGGACCAAGGAAGAGGAAACAGCGAGGCUGGUAGUUUUAUUGGCAGUCCCGCCGUCGAUCCUCUCAUCGUCAAAUUCGAAGAAGAAUCCGAUAACGAAAGUGCACCGUCGCCGGUAAAAUCGCAGCCCAAGGUGCCCUACUGCAAGACCUACGAACAGAUGAGACUUGAAGAGAUCCAGGCAGAGAGUGCGGCUUAUUACUCCUAUGAGGCCAGCAACUAUGGUCUUCAUCAGAGACAAAUGAGCAAGACAAUCGGGACUAAGCGAUGGAUCAGAACAUCGAAGACGAAGAAAGAAGAAUUGUCAAAAGAAUUGAACUUCAAGAUAUUGUCCUUGGAGGAGAUUCGACAACGAAAGAGGGAAAGAGCUGUUAAAACACCGACGGAUACAACAUCUGUGUCGGAGCCUUCGUCGCCAAUCGAAGCAAAGGGCAUGAAAAGGCGUUCGAUCGAAGAGCAAUGCGACAAAGAAAGCGCCAAUUCUGCGAAGAAGUGCAAGAUUAGUUCUGAAUUCGCUAAGAGUAGCGAACCUGCUGUCGCCGUCAAGGUGCAACCGAUAAAAUUGCGAAGAUUCUUGAAAAUGGAAACACAAAUACAACCAUGUGAAAUGCAAAUACAAACCGAAAUACAACCAUGCGAAGACGUAACUAUAAAUGAACGUUUGGCGACGGACAGUCAAGACAAUCAAACUUCUUGCUGCGAAGAAAAGCAGGAGAGUCACAGCAACGAGACGUCCUACAGCGAGAGGCUAGAAAACUAUGUCGAUGAGUUGGUUAAUAGGAAAGUUGACGUAGAGAUUAGAUUGUGCGAUAGCAGCACGAAUGAAGAGAAAACUCAAGUGCAACCAGAACAAGCGUCAGGUGAUAAAUCAUCGGUUGCCACAUAUACUGAAGAUGAAACCUCGUUAUUAGCAGACCAACCGUAUGAUCAACAGUAUACGCAGACCGAUGAGGAGUACCUUCGACUGGAUACAUCAGCUGACGAUAUUAUGCGAGAUAUUGAGGACUUGCUCAAUUAGAGAAGCGUGAUUCGAGUGAUUUUAAG